GGGAUCUGGGGCGGAGCGAUUCUGCAGGCGGGGCGAUUCUGCAGGCGGGACUAGUGUCUCUACGCCAUGGCGGCCCUGCGUGCUCUGCUGCCCCGAGCUUGCAGCUCGCUGUUGUCCUCGGUCCGCUACCCAGAACUUCGGCGCUUCGCCUCGGGUGCUAACUUUCAGUACAUCAUCACAGAAAAGAAAGGAAAGAAUAGCAGCGUGGGCCUGAUCCAGUUAAACCGCCCCAAAGCACUCAACGCACUUUGCAAUGGCCUGAUCGAGGAGCUCAACCAAGCACUGGAGACCUUUGAGAAAGAUCCUGCUGUGGGGGCCAUUGUGCUCACUGGUGGGGAGAAGGCAUUUGCAGCUGGAGCGGACAUCAAGGAAAUGCAGAACCAGACAUUCCAGGACUGUUACAGCAGCAAGUUCCUGAGCCACUGGGACCAGAUCACCCGGGUCAAGAAGCCGGUCAUUGCAGCUGUCAAUGGUUAUGCUCUUGGUGGGGGUUGUGAACUUGCCAUGAUGUGUGAUAUCAUCUAUGCCGGUGAGAAAGCCCAGUUUGGACAGCCAGAAAUCCUGCUGGGGACCAUCCCAGGUGCAGGGGGCACUCAGAGACUUACUCGUGCGGUUGGCAAGUCACUAGCAAUGGAGAUGGUCCUCACUGGUGACCGCAUUUCAGCCCAGGAUGCCAAGCAAGCAGGUCUUGUAAGCAAGAUUUUUCCUGUUGAAACACUGGUUGAAGAGGCUAUCCAAUGUGCAGAAAAAAUUGCCAGCAAUUCCAAAAUUAUAGUAGCCAUGGCGAAAGAAUCUGUGAAUGCAGCCUUUGAAAUGACCUUAACAGAAGGAAAUAAGCUGGAGAAGAAGCUCUUCUAUUCUACCUUUGCCACUAAUGACCGGAGAGAAGGAAUGGCCGCAUUUGUGGAGAAGAGGAAGGCCAACUUCAAAGACCACUGAGAGCUGGCAGCUGAGCCUUGUGUGGCCCUGGAGAAGAACGCUCAGCCUGCCAGUUGAGAGGCAAAUAAAUUCUCCUGAAGGGUAGCGUAAGCCACAGUUCCUACCGCAGGCUUUGGGGCUGUGGCCACAGCUCAGGUACUCGUGGUGUGGCCUGCAACCUUCAACAGUGUUGGAAGUCAGUCUUUCACAGUCUUCUAAAUCAGAAAUCUGGGAAGCUUUCAA
Molecule: messenger RNA, 1161 nt
Organism: Peromyscus maniculatus bairdii (prairie deer mouse)
Lineage: Eukaryota; Metazoa; Chordata; Mammalia; Rodentia; Cricetidae
Gene: Echs1
Product: enoyl-CoA hydratase, short chain 1
Biological process (GO): fatty acid beta-oxidation
Cellular component (GO): mitochondrion
Molecular function (GO): catalytic activity
Source: RefSeq, a predicted model, not a curated record